GUGAAGACCAUCAUUCAACUUAAGCACGUGCUUUUCUCGGACUAGCGCAGAGUGAUUCUUACAUAAUAUUCCAUGGCCUUUGAAAUGGCUAGAAUGGGGCCCACUCGCCGGAGCUCCGACGAGUUUGUCCAAUCUUCCGAUGAAGAAGCAAGUUUUGCAGACAUGGUUUUUGGGUUUAUGGAAGAAGGUCAGAAUUUAUCAGGAAAUUCAUCCAACUCUGACAACUAUGAUGAUGAAGAUGAUGAAAAUUCUUACAAUUUUGAAGAGAAUAAGGCUUUCUGGAAAGAACAAGAACAAACCCUCCAGGGAACAUUGUAUAGGACUAGUUCAAUUGAGACCAAAAUCCGGCAAGCUACAAAAGAGGCACUAAGGGAAUUUUGUGCGGCAGAUAAUCAAUGUUUGUGUUCAAGACCGGUGGCCAAAGGUUGCCGGAAUUGCCUAAAAAGGGAAGUAUGUAACCGGCUUAUAAAUGUUGGCUACAAUUGUGCCCUUUGCAAGUCCAAGUGGAAGAGCUCACCAGAUAUCCCAUCAGGGGAGCACACUUAUUUGGAAGUUUUGGACAACUCAAAUCCUAAGAAAGGAGUUGUGAGAGUGGUAAUAGAGUUAAAUUUUCGAGCAGAGUUUGAGAUGGCAAGAGCUAGUGAAGAGUACAACCAAUUAAUUAGCCGGCUACCGGAAGUAUUCAUUGGGAAAUCAGAAAGAUUAGGAGCCCUAAUUAAGAUUUUGUGCUCGGCUGCCAAAAAAUGCAUGAAGGAGAAGAAAAUGCACUUGGGGCCAUGGAGGAAGCACAAAUACAUGCAAGCUAAGUGGCUUGGUACAUGUGAGAGAAUAAAACCAACAACAAUGCCCUUGGCAUUCUCAUACCGCCAGCCAAAGCCUAAGGCAUCAAUGCUAACCUUUGAUUUGCUAGAGUCUUUGCCUGGCUUGCAUUGCAGUACUGCAGUUGAAGUUGUUUGAUCAAAAACAAGUUUUGUACCUUGGGGCCUUUUUCUUUUUUUUUUUUCUUUUUUUAAGUUCUACUCCCUUGAGUUGUAAAAUAUAUGGCUUUUGUAAAUUUAGGAAAAAAUAAGUGAGUGUGUACUAAGGAGUAAUUAGUACGGUUGAGUUUGUAGUAUGGUUAUUUUACGUUUUCAAAGGGAUCGACAAAGUAACCAAAAAGAAAAAUUCGAGAUUUUAUAGUACAAAAAAUGUAAUCAUGA
Quercus lobata is the source of this 1199-nucleotide messenger RNA. RefSeq lists its product as uncharacterized. The record is from RefSeq and is a predicted model, not a curated record. The transcript is spliced from 3 exons. The coding region runs from base 73 to 957 and encodes 294 amino acids. NCBI's taxonomy places the organism in Eukaryota, Viridiplantae, Streptophyta, Magnoliopsida, Fagales, Fagaceae.